AUGCAGCACAAUGACGAAUUGGAGAUACUAGUGGCACCGGAAGGCCUCUUUCCCGUUCUUAGUUUCAUGAGCCACCACCAACACGCCUGCUUCAAUCAAUGUUCUUCAGCAACGGCCAUCGACGUUCCCAGUAGAGUGUACAGGUUCGAAGUUGUUUACAACAUCCUCAGUUUGAGAUUCGGCGAGCGAGCCAGAGUGAAAACUUAUACUGACGAAGUAACCCCGUUGCGCUCGGCAUAUGAUGUUUGGAGAGUUUGCAACUGGUAUGAGCGAGAAAUUUACGAUAUGUUCGGUAUAAUCUUUACCCAUCAUCCCGAUCUCAGGAGAAUUCUAACAGACUAUGGCUUCAAGGGUCAUCCUCUCAGGAAAGAUUUUCCUUUGGUUGGUUACACCGAAGUAAGAUAUGACGACGGUUUGAAGAAAUUAGUAUAUGAACCAGUAGAGUACGCACAAGAAAUGCGACGGUACCGGUUAGAGUCGCCAUGGAAUUAUUUAAGUAAUUUUCAUGAGGAAUACAAUGCUCCGCCGGAGCCGAAGAAAAAGACG
Iphiclides podalirius (scarce swallowtail) is the source of this 546-nucleotide messenger RNA. Lineage: Eukaryota; Metazoa; Arthropoda; Insecta; Lepidoptera; Papilionidae. The record is from the annotation of a GenBank genome assembly.